AUGGAUAAGUUUAAAAAAUGCAAAAGGAAAAAUUUGGGGAGUUUGAAGAAGACGAAGAGUUUUCUUAAAAAAAAAAAAGACCGCUCGGAUGUGAGUAGUAGUGGGAGAAGCGCGACGAAGGACUUCAUCACAAAUGUAAUUAUAAAAUAUGUGAACCAGAGGAAAUAUGAAAAGCAGAAAAAUGGAGCCAACGUGGGAAAUGAACACUACAGGGAAUUUUUUGCAGACGAAAAUGCAAGCGAAAUAUUAAAGGAACGAUUGUUUGGAAAAAAAGAAAUUAGAGAAAUAGAUAUCCUUAAAAAUUGCCUCCUUUUUAAUGAAAAGAAUGAACUUCUCCAAAAAAUAAGUUACACAAUUCUGUAUGAUGUUAUAAAAAAAUGCAUAGACCACGAACAUGUGUUGAUGAAGGUGGAAGAAUUAGGAUUCACAGCUGAAAAUAUAAGAGACAAAAAUGACGAAAAUGUGAACAUAUGCUCCAAGUACAAAGCUGAGCUUUUUUUUGUGUACAUAUAUAAAAAUUUAAAAGCUAUAAAAAUUACCAGAAAUUUUCAAUUGCUAUGUAAAUUUAUGAGUGUCAUCAAAUUCGUGACGAGUAUAAUGCCCUAUAUGUACAAGGUAAAAUUUCUAUUUUCAUUUUGCUCCAUUUUUAAUAUAUACCAGAAGGAGUGCGAGAACAGCAAGCUACAGCCAACGAUGUUGGGCAUAACCAAAAGGGGGGGUUACAAGCAGGGCGACAAGGGAGCCACACAGAAUGACACCCUUUUUGUCCAUUCGGAUGAGGAAGACCAAUUUUUCCAUCUCUUUUUUGAGCUCCUGAAUGAGUUAAUAAAUUUGGGUGAGAAUUAUAACACAUACGAUGUUCACUACCAGAUGUUUAACUUCUUCGUCUUGAGGUGGAUUUUAGUCUACUUCCAGAAUAAGCACUCGUUUUUUGCGAAGGGAAAGAUGGUGCAUUCUUUGGCCAAGGUGAAGUACGUCAUGUUGUUAUUCACCCUGUUAAAGAGGCUACACGAAAGUGCAAAUGGUAUGGAGGAUCGGGAGAGGAAGCUCCGCGACGGAGGGGGAAACGCUCUGAGUGGGACCCACAUGGGGAUGAAUAAUAAAAGCGCAGAGGUAGACUAUGCGAUUUACAACCAGCCUGAGGAGGAAAAUACAAAUCAGCUUCUCUUUCGAGAAGAGCAGCCGGCCUUGUUUAAACACGGAACGGCCCACCCAAGUGAAGGAACCCUUUUAGACGUGCUACACCAAGAUGAGAACUUAAAAAAUGAGAAAAUAAAAAGUAAAAAAGUCGAAAUAAAGACCAUGUUGGAAAGCUUUUACGAUAAGGUGGAUUUGCGCGUGGAAAGGAGGUUGGAAGAAGUGAAGGACACUAUGAAUACUCUGACGCAGAGUGUAUUUAUGACGGCAUACAACUUAAUUAGCAGCAUGCACAUUGUGCAUAGACAUAUCGCUUUGCUGCAUUUUUCUUUUAAUUUUUUAAAAAUGAAUGUUUUUGAAUAUUCCUACUUUAUCAUUUUUAAUGCAUUCCAAUUGCUUAACAAAUUGUUAACGGUCCAAAAUUUUGCAAUUCAUCCGAUGAUCUUUUUGGCUACCCAAGAAGUUUUCACCUUUUACGAAAACGUUGUCAUUCAUUUGUACAAGGGAAAAAGUGACUCUCAGGAGGAGUUUUAUCAAUUUUUCGAAAAGUUCAAUUCCAAGCACAGUGGAGUCUAUUCAGCCAUUUUAAAAAGAAUUUGGAGCUUGUACAUGCUCAUCAUUUCGGAUGAAUAUGUCACAAAAGAGAAAGAAGGGAACCCCACUGAAGAGAAGACCCAUUUUAUUCUUAACAAGGUGGAAGAACAACCAGGAACACCAGAAGAUACCAGGAAAUUAACAACUAUGUUAAGAAUCAGUGAUUUGGAUUUCCCAACAGAGUACAAAAUUAUCAUCCUCAAAUCUGCAGAUGAGACAUACAGAAAUUGCCUAACGAAUUGUCUCUCUAAGAUAUUUCGCAUACUAGGCUUCAGUACCUUUUUCGAAGAAUAUUUUUUUUUCUCCAGCAGGGAGUUGCUGUCUAAGGAUGUGUUCAUACUUAACCGAGUUCUAAAAGAUACCAACAAAACGUACCAUGGAGGGAAUUUCAAAUUUCUGAUGAAUUUUUUCUACCCUUUACUUAUGCAUUUCAUCGAUUUGUACGAAAAGGAAGAAGAGUACAGCAUUAAGAAGAAGUGCUUUUUAAGUUAUAUAAAAAAUGUACUGAUCCAUUUCUCGCGGGCAUUAAAUGACUGCAUCAAUUUGUACUACUUCGUCUCUACCAACGUCCAAGACUUCUACAUAUUAGUGACCAAGUUUACCAACUGUAACGACUUCCACUUGCUGCCACUGUUUGUUAACUUUUUCGAAAAUUUUUAUCUGUCCACGCUGAAGGCUAACGGCGAAGGAGCGCAAUGGUCUCCCCAUGGUGCAGAUUAUCACAAAGAGAGGAAAGACGUUAAAUGCAAAUAUAGCCUCUUAAAUUUAAAGAAGAAUAAUUUCUUCUUAAAUCACGUUUCGGACAACUUGCUGAAAAUAUUUUUGCCAAGAUUUAUAUCCAUCGUGACGUCUCAUUAUGAGCAGAAGUUUGCCAGCGUUGGUUUGCAGUCGAGCGUAGAUAGCACCAGUGUAUCAAUGGUCAUUGAAAGUUUUUCAAAUUUGCUACACGUUUCUUUACAUUUUUCUUCCGACGCAAAUUUGAGUGAAGUGUUAAAUCUCCUCGAACAGGUUAUCCUGAGGAACGAAAUUGAGAAGGAAAUUUAUUCCCUCAUUAGCAUAAUCAUUGUGCUGAAAAUUUUAACUCCAUUUUUUACAUAUGAGGAGCUCACCCUCUGCUCUUUGUAUUAUCAGAAGUUGCUGCAUUUGGUGGCCGAACUGGUCAAUAGGAAAAUGUCCAUAACGGGCUCAAUUAUCGGCUUGAGGGGGAGAAAGGCGGACAGAGGGGGUCGCCCACAAGUGGAAAAACGUACAGGAGGAGGCAAUCACCCAUUGAGAGGAGCAGAACUCAAUUGUUGCGCCAACCGCAUCAGUGGAAAUACAAAUGCACAGUUUGAACUUUCACCCCAGGUGAAUCGAGAAAUGUGUUCAACUGCAACGGACAGUCAAAAUGGCCUCGCCACGCUGAGCAAUAAUGGAAACCAUGGAAACUUGAUGGAGAUUGACUGCGUUAGCGCCCCCUUUGACGACGCGCCCCAGGUGAAGGCUACCCACAGUGAAGGCAUCACCACCCCUGCGCGUAGCAAGAUAGGGGGAAAUUCCAAGAACACCCCACGAAGGGGCAGAAGGGACCAAAAUGGUAUCGCCAAAAAGGGAAAAAUUAAAGGCCUCAUUAAGAAGGAAAAGCGAAAAAACGACUCAGCAAAGAAGGAAAAGGCAAGAAGAACAAGAAUUACGAAAGAGUUAAAAAUCGACAUCGAAAAGUACAAAUUUGUGAGGAUCCUCAUAUAUGACAAUGUUGCGGCGCUGUUUAAAUAUUUCGGUAAUAUAUUUUCAAAAAAAAAUAACUCCAGUGGUGGGCUCAGCCGAAAUAUCGGCUGCACGGCCAGUGGGACAUGCGAGGGGGUACCAAGUGGCAAGCACCACAUGAGCAAAAACGAAAUGCUCAUCCUUAGCAACAUAUAUAUGGACGGCAGAGUGGUCCAGAGCAAACUUCCCGCCAUGAUGACCAAGGAGAAUAUCCUCCCCUUUUUCGACAACCUGGACAAUUAUAAUAUAAAUAAAUAUAUUAAAAAGUUUUAUGUGUACUUAAAUGGACUGACGUUUUAUCUAAAAGAAGGGAAACUUCUCGAUAGGGAUUACUGCCACGACUUAUUUUUUGAAAUUCUGCCCAUCAUAAUGAAGGCCUUAUUUUAUAUCAACAAAAAGUUUACCACCAAGCUGAGGAGAAAUAGCCUAUUCGAACACAUAAUCCAUUUGGGGUCAUCAAAUUUGAAAACAUUAUUUCUCCACGUGACGCCGGGUUUGUUGGUGGAAGAAGCCAGUUCCAAGAAGAUAGCCGUCUACCUGCUCUACUUGCUUGUAAGAAGAUACAAAAUUGAGUAUGGGGACCAGGUGCAGUUAUUUAGUGUUUGCGUGUCCCUAUCAAAUAGUAGUGAAAAGAGCCUGUUAAAAAUUUUCUUAAAAUUUUUGCUAACAUGUGUAAAACACUUUAGAAAAGACGUUAUCCUGGGGAACAUGACCGAGCUCAUGAAUCUUCUUAAUACCAUUGCACAAAUGAAGAGGGGAGUUAACUACCUCGUUGAGAAAUUUCUAUAUCGAUUAUACCCCUUUGUAAGCGAAUCGGAUGUAGUAACUGAACAGAAGGAGAAACCAUACGAUGUAAUUAUGCCUUAUUUAUCCAAGGCGAAUAGGAAAAUAUUCAACAAAAUGGUACAGAAGAAAGGGCUCAGCGGUACUGGAAAUAGGAGCGAUAGAAGCAAUGAUGAUGAUGGUGCUGCUUUGGCGGAUGGUGUGCGUGGAAGGGGAAUGACUCACCAUCAGAGAAGACACAAACUGAAAAGCAAAAGUGAGAACACAGCGGCGACCUCAUCAGAGGAAGGGUCAUCCGUCAUGUCUUAUGCCAUGUCGGAAGAUGAUGCACUGUCCGAAUCGAGCGGAUCAGAUACCUACAACGAUAGUGCGCCCGAGCAGGGAGCGCUGCUCCGGAACAAAGGAAGAAACAAACGCGGGAAAAAAAAUACCAACCAGGUGAACAGGCGUAAUAUGAAGGGAAAAAAUCAGAACCGCAAUUUAACCACCUUUUUCGAUAAUUUAAAAAGCAUGCGAGGACAGAAGGAGACGAGCUAUAUCAAAACCACCGUGCAUGACAUUCUGCAGAGCCAAAAUAAAAGAAAAAAAAAAAAACAGAAAGGGAAAGAGGAAGAGACCAAUGUCAAAAUUAACAAACACGUAAGUGAUGUACUGAACAACUUGGGAACCUCCCUUUUUAAGAACAAAGCAAAGUUUAACAUCCCCUUUUCGAAUGAAAAGGAAAUAAACGACCUCUUUGGUGAACAGUAUUUCGUGAAGCGAGGUUUGAGGAAGGAAAAGAAAAGGGCAAGCGCAGGAGGAAGUCAGCCUGGCCACCGUAAAUCCGACUAUGACCAUAGCGAUGGUGAUGAAGACGAGGGGGAUGACGCUAAUGUAGAAGUAGGCCUGGAUGGAAAGAUAAUUAUCCACCCUGCAAAUGUAAAUGCGCAAAAUACAAGAAAUAAAAAGAAAGACGAUAUGAUUAGCAGAAAGUAUAACCCCGUCAAUGAGAAGCAAAACAUGCACGCCAAACUGAAGUUACACAACAAAUCGAGAAAUAAAAAAAAAACGAACAACUUUGUCACGGCAGAUAAGAAGGCAUACAUAUCCAAGAAGGGGAAGGGGGACAUUAUCAAAAGGGACAAACUACUUCCGUACUCGUAUGUUGAGUUGAAGCCAAUUAUGACCAAAGACAAAUUUAGGACCAAAACGCUCCACGCAUUUCGAUCAAUUAAAAAUAAUUCCAAAAGAAGAGCGAGGAAGGGGAAGAAGUGA
This is a messenger RNA of Plasmodium inui San Antonio 1, 5514 nucleotides long. RefSeq lists its product as hypothetical. Lineage: Eukaryota; Apicomplexa; Aconoidasida; Haemosporida; Plasmodiidae. Bases 1 to 5514 code for a protein of 1837 amino acids. The transcript has a single exon. The record is from RefSeq and is a predicted model, not a curated record.